AUGGCGAAGGAGCAGACGAGGGAAAGGCAUCUUCGGUCUAAGAUGCACGCAUGGAUCAGAAACCAUAUACUUCUUAAUUCGUUGAUGGGAUGCAGGCGUCACUGGCGAUGGUUCCGCGAAAGCGCUUUCAUGUUCUCCCUGCUCGCCGCAGGGGUCACACAUUCGGUGGCCACCGCCUGCAGCCUGGGCAAGCUGAACGGCUGCGGUUGCGACCAGAGGCGGACGGGAGGAGAAGAGGACCAGAACCUGCGCUUCAAACUCUACCAGCUCCGGGUACAAGCCUUGACCCAGGGCCUCCCCGUCUCCAUUCCCAAGCCCGAGGAACGUUUCUCCGGGAUCCAGGACUCCUGGGAAUGGAGCGACUGCAACCACGACAUUGAGUUCGCGGAGAAGUUUUCCAGGGACUUUCUGGACUCGAGAGAGACAUCGAGGGACAUCCACGGGAGAAUGAGACUCCACAAUAACAAGCUGGGAAGGCAGGCAGUCAUUGACAACAUGAAACGCAAGUGUAAGUGCCACGGCACUUCUGGCAGUUGCCAGUUUAAAACAUGCUGGCAAGUGACCCCUGAUUUCCGACGGGUCGGAGCCGUGCUAAAGGAGCGCUUCCACAACGCAGUCCUCAUCAAAACUCACAAUAGGAAUACAGGCCAGUUCAGCCUCAAGCAAAGCAGGAGGCGGAUUUACAAGGACAUGGUGUACUUCGAGAAGUCUCCCGAUUUCUGCGAGAAGGAUCUCGGCACGGACUCGCCGGGGACACGGGGAAGGGUUUGCAAUAAGACCAGUCAAGGGAUGGACAAUUGUGACAGUCUGUGCUGCGGGAGAGGGCACAACAUCCUCAAGCAGAGCCACAGUGAACGGUGCCACUGCCGAUUCCAUUGGUGCUGCUACGUGUUGUGUGAUGAGUGCAGUGUGACUCAGUGGGUCAAUGUCUGCAAAUAACCAGCGACAAACCACAACUGGGACACCUUUUCCUUCAGUCUGCAUCCUGGGAGACAUCAUAUUCCGCUUGGGGAGUCUGCA
Molecule: messenger RNA, 1020 nt
Organism: Amblyraja radiata (thorny skate)
Lineage: Eukaryota; Metazoa; Chordata; Chondrichthyes; Rajiformes; Rajidae
Gene: wnt10b
Product: wingless-type MMTV integration site family, member 10b
Exons: 3
Coding region: 1-939 (312 amino acids)
Biological process (GO): cell fate commitment; canonical Wnt signaling pathway; neuron differentiation
Cellular component (GO): extracellular region
Molecular function (GO): cytokine activity; frizzled binding
Source: RefSeq, a predicted model, not a curated record